Corythoichthys intestinalis (scribbled pipefish) is the source of this 3390-nucleotide messenger RNA. Its product is annotated as leucine-rich repeat neuronal protein 2-like. The transcript has 2 exons. Gene Ontology annotation, molecular function: protein binding. Lineage: Eukaryota; Metazoa; Chordata; Actinopteri; Syngnathiformes; Syngnathidae. Gene Ontology annotation, cellular component: extracellular matrix. Bases 592 to 2856 code for a protein of 754 amino acids. The record is from RefSeq and is a predicted model, not a curated record.
GCGAGGCAGGAGAUGGAAGAGAGGAGGCUGGCUGGCUGGCUGACUGACUGACUGAUGAGAGGAGAGGAGAGGUACACAAGCUCUGCUGCAGAGAGAGAGAGAGAGAGACUUGGCAAAUGUCCUCUCCAGCUCCGGUGCAGCAGAGACGUGAUAUUUCAAGAAUCUUAAUUGUGUGGCCGAGAGGGCGACAAGAAAUAACAUCCUCAGCGACGCGGGAAGCCGAGCUGAACAGAGCCAUGAAGUGAUUUUUCCUGCUCUGGAGUGAGCGAUGAGCCGAGAGUCCACCGCCCGCCGCCAAGAUGUGAGAUUGAUGGAAUAACCCGUAAAAGGCUGUCAUCAUGAUCCACCACCGCAAUCAAGAGAGUUCCUAAGGACAGCCGCUGUAGUAUUGGCCAGAAGACACACAUUUCAAUAUUUCUUUGUGUGUGUGAGGCCACUGUCGUUAUGAUAAUCCUUUCCCGUAUUCCUGAGAAUUCCAUCCCGGUGAGAGCGACCGUAACCGUUUUCUGCCAUCCGCGCACACCCUGACAGUCGACGUCCUCGUCUAUCUUUCAAAUCGCCUCCGAUCCGCACCUGCGGCCCCUCAGGAUUAUGAGGCCAAUGUCGAUGCUUCUCCGAUCACAGUGUCUCCUGUGUGCGUUUGUUAGUGUGUGCGUGCCAGGAGCGCUGGGCUCGCUGCCUCAAGCUCUGCCAUGGCACGUCCCCUGCCCGGGGCGGUGCGUGUGUCACAUCAAGCCGUGGUUCUCGCCCGACUCCGUUUACCACGAAGCUCCGACGGUGGACUGCAAUGAUCUGUUACUGACCGGCGUCCCCUCGCCCUUGCCCUUAAGCACACACACCUUGCACCUUCAGGGGAACAAUCUAUCGGAAAUGGACGCGGUCGCGCUGCGCCGGCUCCCCAACCUCACCGAUCUCGACCUUUCGCAGAAUGACUUGGGCUGCGUCAGGGUGAUUACACAAAACUUGUCUCUGCCCUCUCUACUGUCCCUCCACCUGGAGGAGAACCAACUCAGCCAUCUGCCAGAAACCUCCUUCUCCUCACUGCUGGCUUUACAGGAGCUCUUUCUCAGCCAUAAUAAUUUGCGUUCGAUAGCACCCGGAGCCUUCGCCGGUCUCAACGCUCUGCUUCGCCUGCAUCUUAAUAACAACAGACUCAGGAAUAUUGAUCCCAGGUGGUUCGGAGAUUUGCAGAAGCUAGAAGUUCUCAUGCUCGGGGGGAACCCGGUAGAGACCUUGCCGGAACAGGGCUUCUACGCCUUGAGAUCCCUUCGCAGCCUUGUUCUCGGCGGCAUGGGUUUGAGAGGCUUGGCUGAUAAUGCUCUGGUGGGGUUGGAGGAUCUGGAAAGCCUGUCCUUCUACGAUAACCUGCUGAGCAAGGUUCCUUCUCGGGCUCUGCGGCGAGCAAAAGGGUUAAAGUUUCUAGACCUUAACAAGAACCGAAUUAAAGUGAUCAAGACGGGAGACUUGCGAGACAUGCGUCAUCUGAAGGAGCUGGGCCUGAACAACAUGGAAGAACUGAUGUCCAUUGAGAGGGCGGCGCUAGAAAACCUCCCGGAGCUCACCAAAUUGGAAAUCACCAACAACCCACGACUGUCGUUCAUUCACCCGGAGGCUUUCGCAAAUCUGAGCAGGCUUGAAAGUCUUAUGCUCAACUCAAACUGCCUCAGUACUCUGCACCGCCACACCAUGAACUCGCUGCCCAGACUGCAGGAGGUCAGCUUGCACUCCAACCCGCUACGCUGCGACUGCUCGUUCCACUGGGCCGCGCAGGAUGCCACCAGCGAGCGGCAAACGUCUCGGGCGGUGCGCUUCAUUCAACCCCGGGCGACGUUGUGCUCAGAACCCCCGGAACUAAAGGCUCGCAGGGUGAGAGAAGUGUCGACCAGGGAAAUGUCAACCUCUUGCCUCCCGACAAUCCCCGCCGCUUCGCUUCCCUCCAACGUGGGUGUCAGAGAAGGAGGGAAGCUGCUUUUGCACUGUCGAGCUCUCGCAGAUCCACAGCCGCAACUUUACUGGGUGACUCCCUCGGGAUCGAGACUCGGACCCGCUUCGCGUAACGUAUCGGAUGGACCAUCAGGUUCUUCUCUCACCGCCGCGGAAAGAAUCGCCUACCCGUCGGCUUCCAGCCGGGCAGAAGGCCAUUCUUCCACCAAACGCUACCGGCUCUUGCCUGAGGGAACGCUGGAGAUCAGAAAGGUCACCUCCAGAGAGGCUGGCCUGUACACCUGCGUCGCCGAGAACGCUCUAGGUGCAGAUACGCGCAGCGUCACUGUGACCGUCCGAAGCAGGGAGAAGACGAAGAAGAGGGCGGUGGCUUAUAACCCAAAGGGACAUUGGUCACCCGGCGCUGAGACAAAGCUAAAAAUGAUAGCGGCUGGAGAACACUUUGCGAUAUUGUCUUGGCAGAAUAGGCGCAAUUACCCCUCCGCUCGUUUAUCCUGGCAAGCCGUGAGCCCGGAGGCACCCGCGUACACCACGCGCGUCCUCGCUGGCGCGCGCAGUUUCAACCUCACCCAACUGCAGGCGGAGACAUUUUACAGGGUUUGUUUACAUUCGGGGACCAGCGGGGCUAACGACAGGAAAGGCAAAGCAAGCGGGAGACCUCGCUGCGUCUCGUUCCGAACGAAGAGAGCGGCAAAGACUGGAACCGGCCCGCAGCUCGGCCCCGAGCUGGCGGCCACACUUCUGAUGAUCCUCGCGCUCGCACUGAUGUUGCUGGCCGGCCAAAGAUGGGACAGAGUUCAUCUCCGAGAAGUUAAAAGUCAUAAGGCUCUGAUCGUGGUGCAGAAGAUUGGAGGGAACGACGAGAAAAAGCAUGAGCAAAUUGAAAAACAUCUUUUCCAUCACGACUGCUGAGAUCAUUCGAAUACACAAAUGAAUACUAUAAGUCCCUUUGUGAAGACUCCCAGUGAAGCAGUAAAGAUUUGUAUUUGUUUCAUACAAAGUACCGAAAAUAUAAUUGGCAUCGUUUGUGUGUUGAGACACAUCGGAAUUAUUGAACACAAAGCACGUGGCUUCAAACGGGGCCUGAAGCGAACGGUCAGUGAGUGCGUCUGUCGACAAAAGAUACGGUUUAUGGCUGCUGGGCUGAAAAUAACGGAGACUAUAUUCAGUUCAGGGACAUGUUUCCGGGAUGUUUAUCACAUUUUCUGUCUAAAUGUUUCACAGACUCAACCGUACUGUAUUACUGUCUGAAAAAAAAAAAAGGACUGCUUGUUUUGUUCUUGUAUGUCAAAGUGAUCGAUGCUUAGCGCUCAGUAUCUUGGACAACUGUACUUAUACAGCAUUUCUUGCCUAACAUCCAAUAUCCUCUUUCAGCAUAAAAGGAUUCUCAAAGUGAUUGUGUCAAAUUCUAUUUUGAGCUAUUAUAUAAUAAAUCUUUUUAAUUGA